Messenger RNA from Pelagomonas calceolata, 1684 nucleotides. The record is from the annotation of a GenBank genome assembly. NCBI's taxonomy places the organism in Eukaryota, Pelagophyceae, Pelagomonadales, Pelagomonadaceae.
CCUGGGCUGCCCCUUGUGCGUCCUGGCGCCCCACGUAACGAGGCCCCGCAGGAGCAGCCGAGGCGAGUAGCAGGCGGCUGACAUCAACGGACAGCCGUCGCGCAGUGAAAAACCGCGACCGCGCGCGCGCGCGCUGCCAAAAAGCAUCCAGGUGGCACAUUAUGGGCUGCGGCGCCUCUGUUGCGGAAGACGACGGCGGCUGGGGCAAGAGCGACAGCGAGGUAGGUGCCGGCGUCUUUACUGGAAGCACGCCCGCGCGCGCGUCUCGCCGCGGCCCCACCCACAACCCACACGCGCGCCCGCGCCCGACGCGCGUGCCCCCUCGUGCCGCGGCGAUGGCGUGCUCACACGACGUCCCACGCCAUUGACGCGCCCGCGUCACGCCGUCGACGCGCCACGCCAUCGACGCGACCGCACCACCGUCGACACAAUCCCCCCAUCCGCAGCUCUCGCGCAGCCUCACGCAGAGCUGCGCCGCCGAGUCGCGCAAGAUCAAGCUCUUGAUUUUAGGAGCCGGCGAGUCCGGCAAGAGCACGCUCUUCAAGCAGAUGAAGAUCUUGUACGGGACGCCCUUCACGAGCGAAGAGGCGAUAUACAUCAAGGCGGUGAUCCACGAGAACGUCCUGGAGGCCAUGCAGACGCUCAUUACCAACUUAGAAAAUUUUGAUGAAACGCGCGGCUUAGAAGUUGGUUGUCAAGACGCGUUGGAGUUGGUGCGGGCGGCGGAAGUCGACGAGCCCAUCGACGAGGAACUGGGAAACGCGUUGCAAGCGUUGUGGAAGGACCCGGCGAUCCAGGCCAUGUGGAAGCUAAGGGGGAGGGUGCAGCUCGUGGAGAGCGUGGUCUACUUCUUCAACAAGCUCGACGAGAUCGGCAAGGACGACUGGGUGCCUUCCAAUCAAGACAUCCUCGCGGCGCGCGUGCGCACGCAUGGUAUUGUGACCACGAAGUACACGAUCGAGGAUCGGCAGUACGAGAUGUACGACGUCGGCGGGCAGAGGAAUGAACGUAGGAAGUGGGCCCACUGCUUCGAGGGCGUGACGGGCAUCAUAUUUGUCGCGUCGCUCUCGGACUACGACCAGAAGAUGUUCGAGGACGAGACGACGAACCGCAUGAAGGAUUCCGUGUAUCUCUUCAGAGACAUCUGCGCGAACCCGGCCUUCGCGGAGACGCCGAUCAUCCUGUUCCUGAACAAGCGCGACUUGUUCCAGAAGAAGAUCCGCGACGUGCGCAUCGGCGGCGAGGGCUGCUUCCGCGACUAUGACGGUCCGCCGAACGACUACGCGGCGGGCGUCGACUACUUCCUCCGCUACUUCCUCAAGCAGAACCGCGACCCCGACCGCAAGGUCUUCCACCACGUCACCUGCGCGACGGACACGGCCAACGUCCAGGUCGUCAUGGACAGCACGCGGGCCAUGAUCAUCCAGGACUCGCUGAACUUCUAGCUUGGAGUCCCUCCCUGUUUCGAGUAGUAUCUGUACCCUACCACAACACUAGACUUAGGUGCGUCUCCCCGCGCGCGGCGGCGGCGCGUCGAUGGCGUUCGCUUCAUACCAUCCUAGGCGCGGUGCCGUCGCCUUCACACGUCGACGGCGGCGUUCGCUCCACGCCAUCGCAGCGGAGGCACACCGUCGCCAUCACGCCGUCGCCGCGGACGCGCACCGUCGACGCCGCCGCCGCGCCC